CAUUUCGAAUGUCUGAUCAAAUAGUAUUCGAAUAAUCGAAUAAACAAGAACUAAUCAUAUAACAUAACUAUUAGAAGAAGAAGAAACGACAGUCGUAUGUUUUCAUUUCUUUUUGACAGAUUUCACGGAACGUCAGACGACUUCUUUUCUUGCGCGAAAGCUGAUCGAUUUGUGAUGGCGAAACCGAAGGGAAACGUUACGAAGAUCGAACCACCGCCAUACAGAGAGCGCAUGGAGCUCAGGUCAAUGUCGAGACGCUCUCCGCCACCUUACCCUGAAAUCGACAGCCCGAAGAACCUAAACUCGCAGGAUGAUUCCACAUUGAAAGAGCAAAACGAUUCCGAUAAAACAAGGUUGGAAGAAAGCGUAGAUUCGGCGACGAUAAUAACCAGCAACUGCUGUGGCAAAUUUCCAAGAUACAUCUGCUAUCGCAUCGGUGGAUUCUCAAUGAUUAUCAUCACUGUUGUCCUGUUAAACUUCUUGUUCCCCUAUCCGCUACAUGCUUCGUGCGUUGUUAAAUGGAAAUUUGGAGAUUCCUGCGUCGAUACUAUGCAAAAAUUAAGAUGGCAAAUACUUGACUGGUCGUCCUGCAUUAAUUGUGGCUCACGUGGUAGCAGAUGCCUCUACACGCUCGAGGAGUCAAAACCGGAUGAAAGCAAUGUGAUCAGAGCCGUGCACGUUGCAUCGAAUACGAGAACCGUGGAAACAAUAAAAAUAAUUUUUGAGGAAGUCAACAAAACCUGCGUCGCAACGGGUGAAUCUGUGUCAAACGAAUGGUUCAGGAUAUUCGAUUACGGCAUCAAUUACUGUAAUUUACAUAACUUGGUGACCGGGCUCGGUUAUGACAAAAGCCCCAGAUUUUUGGAGCUGACAACCAACGCAGUUUGCACUCAAUAUAAUAUGGCGGUUUGUGGCUAGCCUCU
Molecule: messenger RNA, 923 nt
Organism: Colletes gigas
Lineage: Eukaryota; Metazoa; Arthropoda; Insecta; Hymenoptera; Colletidae
Exons: 5
Coding region: 97-918 (273 amino acids)
Source: RefSeq, a predicted model, not a curated record